AUGCUCACCGCGCUGCUCGCUGCGCUCUCCGCGCCCGAGCAGGACCGCGUCGCGAGCUUGCCAGGUUAUGGCGAGCCGCCCUCGCCUCAGUUCUCUGGCUACCUCGACGCCGGCGCCGCGGAGCCGGGCACGAAGCUGCACUACUGGUUCGCUGCCGCCGAGACUGCGGACUGGGCCAAGCGGCCCGUCGUGCUUUGGCUCAACGGCGGCCCCGGCUCCAGCAGCCUGCUCGGCAUGCUGCAGGAGCAGGGGCCGCUCAUCAUCGACCGGAACGGCAAGCUGAUGCGGAACCCGUACGCGUGGACGACGCUCGUCAACCUGGUGGCGCUCGAGUCGCCGGCCGGGGUCGGCUUCUCCUACUGCGCGGCGAUGAAGGCGGGCGGCAGCUGCUCCAACACCGACGUCUCGACCGCCAGGGCGGCGCACGCGGGGCUGCAGGACUUCUUCUCGGCCAAAAAGUUCCCGGAGCUGGCCGCCAACGACUUUUACAUCACAGGCGAGAGCUACGCGGGCGUGUACUGCCCGACGCUCGCGGCCGAGAUUGUGUCCAACCCGCGCGGCGGGCAGCGCAUCCGCCUCGUCGGCAUGGCGGUCGGAGACCCGUGCACGGACAACGCGGCGCAGCGCCAGUCGAUGGACAUGCUCUGGUACGCGCACAAGCACGGCCUCGUGCCCGAGGCCGAGUACCACCUCCUCACCGCCUCGUGCGGCUACGAGCCGCCGCCCUCGCACCUGACGGCGGGGCAGUGGCGCGUGGCGGCGGACGGCAGGCGAAACGCGUCGAGGCGCGGGAGUGGCACGUGGAACUACCGCACUGCGGCCUACCUCAACUCGCAGCCCGUGCGCAAGGCGCUGCACGUGGCAGGCGCCCCCUCCGCCUGGCCCGGCCCCGCGCCGGGAUGGAGCUACAGCUCCUCCUACGCGGCCUGCAACGUUCGCGCACCGCCCGGCACCGACUCGAUGGUCGAUUUUUACCGACGCCUCGCCCCCGCGCUGCCCGGGCGGAUCGUCGUCUUCAACGGCGCGCCGCCCCCCUCGUCCGCUAGCCCGCCCGCUCGCGACACGGACCCGUGCGUCUCAUACGAGGGGACGCGCGAGGCGCUCCUGCGCGUCGGCUUCAAGGAGGUGCAGCCGACCCGGCCGUGGUUCUACAACAUGACCGCCGCGCCGCCCGAGCUGCUCGCGCGGAAGGACGUCCUCUUCGGGGGCCUCCUCGCCUCGGCUGGCGCGGGCGCGCAGUUCGGCGGGCAGGUGACCGACUACGAGCACGGCCUCUCCUUCGCCACGGUGCACGGCUCUGGCCACAUGGUCCCCACCUUCCGCCCGCGCGCCGCCCUGACCCUGCUGCGGCAUGUCGUCGAGAACUCGACCUUUGCGCCGCCGGUGCCGAGCGACGCCGCCCUCGCCGCAAUGGGCGGCCCCGAGUUUGACGGCUUCCUCGACAAGUGGGUGGCGGCGGCGGCCGGGCCGGACUACGUGGGCAAGCGGGGACGGCGCCGGUAGCGGGGCACGCGAGGCCUCGAGGUGUGACGUGGAGAGUGUCCCGCCGCCAUUUUUCGUGUCAGAUGAUGCGAGCGAGUUGUGCUAUCGAAUACGCUCAACUGACAACUCGCAAGCCUGUGCUCCCUCGCACCGC
Emiliania huxleyi CCMP1516 is the source of this 1636-nucleotide messenger RNA. RefSeq lists its product as hypothetical. The record is from RefSeq and is a predicted model, not a curated record. Bases 1 to 1503 code for a protein of 500 amino acids. Gene Ontology annotation, biological process: proteolysis. The transcript has 4 exons. NCBI's taxonomy places the organism in Eukaryota, Haptophyta, Isochrysidales, Noelaerhabdaceae. Gene Ontology annotation, molecular function: serine-type carboxypeptidase activity.